Dendronephthya gigantea is the source of this 1851-nucleotide messenger RNA. RefSeq names its product neuronal acetylcholine receptor subunit alpha-5-like. Gene Ontology annotation, molecular function: transmembrane signaling receptor activity; neurotransmitter receptor activity; extracellular ligand-gated monoatomic ion channel activity. Gene Ontology annotation, biological process: nervous system process; regulation of membrane potential; signal transduction. Bases 108 to 1304 code for a protein of 398 amino acids. NCBI's taxonomy places the organism in Eukaryota, Metazoa, Cnidaria, Anthozoa, Malacalcyonacea, Nephtheidae. The record is from RefSeq and is a predicted model, not a curated record. The transcript has 5 exons. Gene Ontology annotation, cellular component: synapse; neuron projection; membrane.
GUGUCAAGGAAUUGUGACACCGUAUUAUUGACUGACUAAAGAUCAACUUGCAUGGUGGAAAUCCAUCACAAUUCUUCAACUUUUAUUUUUUGAAAGCGCAGUAAACAAUGUCGCCCUACAACUUUGGUCGAGUGUUAUUUCUACGUGUCUACGUUCUGUGUUUUUGCCUGCCUUUAAGACAAGUUUCGGGAUCAAAUGACACAGUUGGAAAUCAUUUUGAAGAACAUCAACGACUAUUGGAAUUGCUCAUGAAUAAUUCAAAUGUCAACCGGCAAAUUCUCCCUGCUUCUCAUAACAAUAAACCCGUGAAUGUUGAAAUGGGAAUUAAAUUGCGUCAAAUAGCAAAUGUGGACGAGAAGAAUCAAGUAAUGCGGCUGAUCCUCUGGCUCACCUUUCAUUGGCUUAAUCCACACUUAAAGUGGAAUCCUGCAGAGUAUGGCGGAAUCAACAGUGUUCAUGUUGACCAUGAUCUUUUUUGGUUCCCUGACGUCGCAGUGUUUAAUGAGGCAGGUUUUGAAAGUGAAAAUGUAAUUCUCCACCAUCGUUUACGGACAAAAAUGGUCAUCACUAAGGAUGGAUAUUGUACGUGGCAGGCUCCAGUAACAUUAAACAGUUAUUGCACUUUAGAUCUCACAGACUUUCCUUUUGACGAACAAGAAUGUCCCGUUCAAAUUGGUUCGUGGACGCAUCCGGGAGAAGAAAUCAACAUGACAUACUCCGACCGAAAUGCAGAUUUGAGCCAUUACAUCAGAAGCGGGGAAUGGAUUCUACAAAGCGCUACCUUGAGUCAAGAUUUCGGAUACUAUAAACCUGAAAUUUCACCUCAUCCCCAUAUUACCUUGUCCUUGAAGAUUGAACGUCGUCAAGAUUACUACAAAUACCAAAUAAUUAUUCCUUUGGCAUUGAUUACAAUUUUAGUUACUUAUAGUUUUAUUUUGCCCUUGAAUAUUCAAGACCAGAUUAGUAUAGUUCUAACAAUUGUGGUUUCUAUUUCUGUAUACAGUGUAAUCAUAUCAUCUGCGUUACCAAAAACUGCAGAUCCUAUUCCUGCUCUUCUAAAAUUUUCCUUUCAGAUGCUUAUCUUAACCGUGGUUAGUUCCAUUCACAUAUUUUUAACCUCCCCACUCGUGACAAAAAUCUCCAAUUUUCCGAAGUGGUUAUUUAAGAUCGAGUCUGAAGAUGAUUCGGAAAAUGCACACCCAAAAGUAGCAACAUGUGUUCGUAUAUUUUCCUUCCUUAUAUUUUUGUCAAUUUUCAUAAGUUUCCUUGUUUGUUUGCUGGAAAAGAAAAGAUGUGCAUACUAAUGAAUAACGGUAAAAAAUAUAUGUAAACAUAUUAAAUAAUACGUAUCUUAUAUACAUGUCGUUUGGUUUACGAAAUGCUAGAAAGUGCUAAAUACUAAAUAUCGAUCGAUAGAACAAAUAUGGAAGUAUUGCUUCCAAAAAAAUCGUGAUUCUUAUUUUUGUACACAUUUUAGUAUUUAAUUAUAAAAGUAAAGAUAUGCAACAGAGCUGAGCAAAUAUUUAUGGAAACUUCAAGAGUCAAAGGUCAAUUAUGUGAUAAGCUAGCGUAUUAUGAAACACUGUAGUGAUUGUACUCACGAAAAAUUAAUUACAAUCUACCAGCCUGAACUUUAUGCCCUAAAUUGAAUAAGCCAAGUUUUUUCAAAAGACAGACAUAGAAAUAAAUUUCUCCUAAGUGAAGUAACCUAAUAUAAUAUGUAUAUGCAUAUCUGCAAUUCGUUUUGCGUCAAACAUGUAAAAAGUAUAUAUAAUAUAUAACCAUGACAAUUAUACAGGGUGUAUCAAAACAAUUGUGCCUAAAAACAUUGCAGCGGCAUCGCAAAAGUGU